This is a messenger RNA of Cooperia oncophora, 324 nucleotides long. NCBI's taxonomy places the organism in Eukaryota, Metazoa, Nematoda, Chromadorea, Rhabditida, Trichostrongylidae. The record is from the annotation of a GenBank genome assembly.
AUGUAUUUUUUUCAGGAGUUAGAAGUUCACGAGCUUUCGCUCAGUCAUCACAUUAAAAUCGAAGCAGCUGCUCCAACUAUCCACAUCUGUCAUCCUUGUAACGUAACCUGUACAUCACUUGGAGAAUACUCUAAGCACGUCGAUACACUGGAGCAUCGCAAGAAACGCGACAGAAUGAGGGCAAUUAUCGAUACGAUGGAUGCUGGCACUGAGAUAAAAAAUGAUAAUCGAGGAGUGCAACAAGGCACUGGUCAUCCUAUCCAUGCUCCCAACUAUGUCGAACCAACGUUGCCCUUCAUACGCAAUGGUGCCAAUAGGAUAUGA